AUUCGACAAAUGGGAGGACGAAACACAAGGAAUGUCCCAUUGGCCACCAGUGUUUAUUAUCGAUGUGACCACUUUUCUAAUGAAAUACGAAAGCGAGGAGAAGGCUCAGCUGCAUUUGAACCAAUAUAAGAUCGGUAAAGCAUAUGAGUACUAUACAUCAGAGUGGCUGAAGGAGGUGUUUUAUCAUCCAAUAUCUACUUCAUCUCCCUACUGUUUUCUGCGUGCCAGAUGUACUCCAUCACAGAGUUUAAAUGCAGCGACUCACAGUGCCUGGGUCUGUUUACAGAAAGCCACAGGACAUGUUUUAAGUGCAUACUGCUCCUGCACAUCAGGGUUGGGACAAACUUGCAACCAUGUGGCAGGUCUACUUUUCCGCAUUGAAUCUGCAAACAAAUUAGGCCUUACAUCUUGCACCUCAGGCACAUGCAUAUGGGUAAAACCAUCUGAAAAGAAACUCCAGCCUGCUCCAACCAGACCACUUGUUGGAAAGAGUAAGGCUGACUAUGAUGUAAUGCCUGAAGCAAACAAUGACACCGGGGCUUGCAUUCAGAAAACUAUUUUAGCCUCUCUGAAGGAUGCUAUUCCAAAUGCAUGUGUAUUCAAAGGAGUGCACACUACUGAUGACCAGGAUACCACACAGUUACCUGUACCAGUGAAUCAGAAAGAAACAGCUGAUGUUAUGGUUUUUGAUGUUUCAAACUAUUAUAUUGACAAUAUGGUUAAAAACAAUGUAGACCAUUUCACAGAGACUGAGGUUCAAGCCAUUAACAACCUCACCAAUGGGUCAAUCAUCCAACCCCCAUUGGACAGAAAUGAGGAAAGGACGGAUUACGGCAUCAAAUUUCUAUGCUGUCCAUACAAAAGUGGAAAAUUAUAAGAGAAACGCUACACACUGUGACAUAAAGCCUUAAGUUUGCUUUCACGUAUAAUGGGAUAUAAAAAUGUUAAUCCGAAUGUGAUGUCUUUAAAGUAUGGACGAGAAAUGGAACCAAUUGCUAAAAUUGAGUUAAUGAAAAUGUACAGAAAAAAACAGAGAUGUAUCAUUUGAUGAAUGUGGUAUAUUUUUAGAUGUAGAUCACCCCUAUUUAGCAGCUUCCCUGAUUUAUUGGUAUCAUGUUCUUGCUGUGGUGAGGGUUUAGUAGAAUUUAAAUGUCCUCUCAUUCCAAAAUGUUCUACAUAUUUUUCUUUUUUUUUGCAAAUGUAAUUUGCCAAGUUGUUUACAAAACACUGAAUCACUUACAUUGAAACACGGGGCAUAUUAUGGUCAAAUUCAGGGCCAGAUUGAACUUACAAAGCGAAAAUGGUGUAUACUGUACAUAUAUACAUGCAAUGUACCAUUUUAUGAAAAUAUUGUGUUUGACCAGCAUUUUUAUUCAGAAAUGUCACCCAACAUUGAAUUUUUCUAUCAUUCAUUUGUUUUACCAGAGAUUCAUUCUAAGUCUUUGCAACAUCUUUUGACCCAAGAAAGUUUAAAUGUUCAUACACCGGACCCAAUGGAAAUUGACAACAAGGUACAUGUAGAAGGGGAGACAUAUUUUUGUCCUGAAUGUAAUAUGGUUGUUAUGAAUGAAGUGACCAAGCUUAAAGAGCGUAGCAUAUAUUGUGAUGUGUGCAAACUUUGGUAUCAUUUUCAUUGCGUUGGAAUAACUGACAAAUAUGUCAAAAGUUUGACAUCAUGGCAUUGUAAAAAAAUGCAUUCAAUCUUCUUCUUCUUAAGCUUCUCUCAAUAAAUGAUCUGAAGAAAAUAAAAAUUGUUGUAAAAUGGUAUACCCGGUACUUAUAUAUGAACAUGUACAUUUUAUGUAUAUCAUAUAUAUUCUAAUUGUUACCAUUAAUGUUCAUUGUAUGUUCAUUGUAUGUUCAUUGUAUGUACUAU
Molecule: messenger RNA, 1876 nt
Organism: Magallana angulata
Lineage: Eukaryota; Metazoa; Mollusca; Bivalvia; Ostreida; Ostreidae
Exons: 3
Coding region: 32-877 (281 amino acids)
Molecular function (GO): zinc ion binding
Source: RefSeq, a predicted model, not a curated record